Molecule: messenger RNA, 483 nt
Organism: Myxocyprinus asiaticus (Chinese sucker)
Lineage: Eukaryota; Metazoa; Chordata; Actinopteri; Cypriniformes; Catostomidae
Exons: 5
Source: RefSeq, a predicted model, not a curated record
UUGUACACUUGCAAAUACAUUAUAAGAAACCUAGCAACACAGUUGGACAGAGUAACAACAAAGGUACUGUAAAAUACUCUUUAUUUUUUCUCUGUAAGUUGCAGAACAGCUUUAUCUUUCUUUAAAUACCUAGAGUAUGAACAAAUUUCCAAUAUUAAGAAAUUCAGGAACAGUUCAGCAGGUCUCAACAUCAGUAAAGAUAUCUCUCAUGAUCAGAUACUCAAAGAAACUCAGCAAAGAAGCUUUCUGUGGUGGAUAAAUAUACUGCAGUCACUUCCUAAGUCUUCAGUGUGUCAGGAAGGCCAUGCUGGAGCUGAGUUGUUGGAUCUGUACAGAGAGUGGAAGAAAGGGCAGCUGAUCAACAUGCUUCACAUCAUAGACUUUAUAAUGAGGACAAUACUUAAGGAAAAGGUUGUAAUGUUUGCUGGUUAGGCUGGUUAAAUGCCACAUUCAAUCCAAGUAAAAAAAUAAAAUAAAAUCAGG